Glarea lozoyensis ATCC 20868 is the source of this 1566-nucleotide messenger RNA. RefSeq lists its product as uncharacterized. Gene Ontology annotation, cellular component: TORC1 complex; fungal-type vacuole membrane. The record is from RefSeq and is a predicted model, not a curated record. Lineage: Eukaryota; Fungi; Ascomycota; Leotiomycetes; Helotiales; Helotiaceae. The coding region runs from base 1 to 1566 and encodes 521 amino acids. The transcript has a single exon.
AUGCCUUCCGAACACAUGCACCAGUCUCAGCCACAGAAAAGGCCUUCUCUUGGGGGCCACCAAUCCACGAAUUCCAUCACCAGUAAUACGCAUAGCGAUUCGCCCUCGGCCGGUACCUCUCCUCACCAGCACAGCGCAAAGCCAAAGGCCCAAAAGCACGUAGUCCACCACAGCAGUUCGAAGCUACACAAACGGGUGCCGUCGAAUAAAGGGCUGCAGAAGCUCACCAAGGUGCAUGGCAAUGACGGGUCGCAAACGGAUCUACAAUCGAAGAGGAACGCAUCCGCCACGAAUCUGAGAAAGAACCACAGCGCAGUCAGUUUAAAGCGUAAUCGCUCCACCGGCGAGGUCGCAAAAAGACCCAAAUCCUCUUCCAGUUCGAAAUCAGAUAGAAAGGCAAAUACUUCGGUGCAUUUUGAAAUUGGAGAUACGGACGAGGGCGAAGGCGCAUGGGAAGAAGCAAGCUCAUCUGCGUCGCCGGCACUCUCGCGCGCUCCAUCACGUAGCGGCCAAUCGUCUUCGAAACCCAGCGCGCAUAGCUCACAUCCUACCUCUCCCAGACCUCAAUCGCCUUUGCGACAGCAAGACCCUACACCUGCGAAUGGAGCGCGAGCUCAUGCCGCUGACGCGAAGAUUAUAACGGAGCGACUACUGCAGAGAACACCAUCAAACACGACGACCACAAAGAUGUCUCUGGCGACAGCUCAACCUACGGCCGCUCACUCGCCAGACUCGGAUGCUAUGGACAAGAGCGCAACAGCCACAUUAAACAGCACACCAAAAACGGGGAGCGAUGUAGUAUCCCGUUUUGUAGGCGGGUCAGGUACCCCGAAAGAUCCAUCUUCCUUCCUCAACAACCCACGGCGAUCUCAUUCGAAAGGCGAUGAAGUAAAACGCGCCCAGAGCAUGGGAAAUUUCACACAUCACGAUAACUCCCCUACUCCGGAAGAAGAGGAAAGACCGCUAGCUCCUCGAUCGAGGAAAUCAAGCAACACACAUAACGCCUACAACCCACCCCAACAAUCCCGCACCCAGCAGAAAUUAUGGUUACAGCGCGCGAGUUCGAAUAUAGAACCUCAACAGAUGGCGCCCUCAGGAAUGGGCCUUGGACUUAGCCUCCAUGGAGGCGGAUUCGGAAAUACACCGCUGGUAGGUGCCACCUAUGAUGGGAAGGACAAACGGAUCAAAACGCAACUCGAACGCACGGGAUUAGAAUACCUAGUCGUAAGACGCCAUCAAGAUCCCGUCGGGCAAGCCAUAAAACGUCUAGACAAACUCCCCGGUGCGGACCGUAACCGCAGGAUCCCAGGUCAGAGUCGGAGAGGCACGGAGACGAGUGGAACUGGAAGCCAGGGCGGGAGAUACGGGUUAAGUCAGAGUCUCCGUACGACGGGGACGAGUCGGAGAGAUGGGACGUCGACUGCGGCUGGCAGUUUUGAUGGGGAUGCGGAUGCCGCUAGUGAUACCGCGUCGAAUGUUAGGAGGGAUGGGGAUGAUGAGAGUGUUAGUGCUGUGCUGAGGAGUAUGUGGGAUAAGAGUUUUGAGUUUGGGGCCAGUGCUGAUUAA